This is a messenger RNA of Siniperca chuatsi (mandarin fish), 9209 nucleotides long. Its product is annotated as desmoplakin-like. The record is from RefSeq and is a predicted model, not a curated record. The transcript has 24 exons. Gene Ontology annotation, cellular component: cytoplasm; plasma membrane; cytoskeleton. NCBI's taxonomy places the organism in Eukaryota, Metazoa, Chordata, Actinopteri, Centrarchiformes, Sinipercidae. Gene Ontology annotation, biological process: cell-cell adhesion; wound healing; skin development. Gene Ontology annotation, molecular function: structural molecule activity. The coding region runs from base 122 to 8245 and encodes 2707 amino acids.
UCUAUUCAGACCAUUAUCUGCGCAACAGAGACGAAGAAGGGGGAGGUCUGUCCUCUGUCUGGGCAGCAGAGAAGAAGAACGACUAAAACACUUUCUUAAAACACAAAACAACUCAGCAAACAUGAGUUUGUACGGCGCCAAUUCAAAACUGGCUGCCAUGGGCCAGAGAAGUAAUUCGCGACCGGAUUUGGUGGGUUCAGGUUUUAGAAACGACGUGGUCGGCGCUGGAAACGGCUUCCAGGGGGAUUACCAAGCAGGGGACGGCGGAUACACCUACACCUUCUCCAGGAGCUCCAUGCACGGCGGGGGGGUCGUAGGACAGAAAGUGGGUGGUGGCAGCGGAGGUGGUGGAGUUAGUGCACAGGCUAUUCAGCAAAGAGCUUUGUUCCUGGCAGGCCAGUGUCAAGAGUACCUGCAGAGAGCGCAGAUGAUUCUCCAGGGUGGGGGUCCAGCCAUGGAGGCAGACAAGCUGUUGAUCAUGGCUGCAGAAACCAUCGAGCAGAUGAAUGUCUCUAGCAGACAGCUGCAGCAGAUGCGUGUACCUAAUGAUGUCUUCCGAAAUGUAGAACAGUUCCAGCACAUGCAUGCUGCGCUCCAACAGCAAUUGGUCGGUGUUAUGACCACAAGACGGAAGAGAGGCAGUGUGGGCUCCCUUGAGGGGGGCAGGAUCUUUAGUGAUGCCAUAGCCUGGAUUGCCCAACAGAAGCGCAUGAUUGAGACAGCUCCAUGGGGAGAUGACUCUGUGACCAUAGAAAAGCAAAUCAUGAUCCACAACAAAAACUUCAGCUCUAUCCAGAGGAGCCAGGAAGUAGACCAUGCCAGAGAUGAACUGAACUCAAGGGGCGACAAGUACAACCUCUCUAUCCUGGAACAAGAAUGGGACAGUCUGCAGAAAAUGUCCCACAGCCGUGUGACUCAGCUGCGUGAGCUUCAGGGCAUCAUUGAGGAGAUCUCCAAAGCCAUCAUGUGGGUGAAUGAGAGAGAGGAGGAGGAGCUUGUGUUUGACUGGGGAGACAAGAACAUCGAUCAGUAUAUACCCAAGAAGCAAGAGAGCUACUCGAGGCUGAUGAGGGACCUGGAGGAGAAAGAGAAGGAGCUAAACAAGCUGAAGAUAAAAGCAGAUGGACUCGUGAAUAACAGCCACCCUGCCACAGAUAAGAUUGAAGCCUACAUGGACACCUUACAGACUCAGUGGAGCUGGCUUCUCCAGAUCACCAAGUGUAUCCAUGAUCAUUUGAAGGAGAAUGCUGCCUACAGCCAAUUUUUUAAGGAGGCCAAUGAGACCUAUGCGAAGCUGCAGAAGGAGCAUGAGACUAUCCGAACCAAGUUCACCUGUGACAAGAAAACACCACUGGAUAACCUCACUGAACUCCUGAAAAACCUGGAGAAAGAGAAGGAGCGAAUCAUGGAGAAUAAGAGGCAGGUCCAAAGUCUGGUCAACAAAUCUAAGACCAUUGUCCAACUGAAACCUCGCAACCCAGAGGAGAAGAGCAGCAGCCCCAUCAUGGUCCAGGCCUUAUGUGACUUUAAACAAGAUCAGAAAGGAAUUUUAAAAGGGAAUGAGGGCAUCCUGAAGGAUAACUCGCAGCGCAGCAAGUGGCUUGUGACAGGGCCUGGAGGUAUGGACAUGUUGAUUCCCUCUGUGUGUCUGAUGAUCCCUCCACCAAACCCGCUCAGCAUCGGCCUCGCCAACAAGAAUGAGCAGUAUUAUGAAGCCAUCAUGGGCAUCUGGAAUCAGCUCUACAUCAACAUCAAGAGUCUCAUCUCGUGGCAAUAUUGCAUCAAAGACAUCACUUACAUCAACUCCCUCACUCUCAGCAUGCUGUCUAAGAUGCGCCCUGAUGAGUACCGUAGUAUCAUCAAAAGACUGGAGACUCACUACCAGGAGUUCCAGCGUACCAGCCAAGGUUCUGAACUGUUUGGGGAAGAGGACAAGAGAACUAUCCAGGGCCACUUUGAUACAGCCCAGAACCACUAUGAUACACUAAUUAUCCAGCUGCCAGCUUACAAGGGUGAAGGAGUGAAGCCUGAACCCCCAAAACAGGAUACCACAAAGAUUCUGACUCCCAAGAUCCCCAAGCCUCCCCCACCCAGUUCUAUCCUCAGCCUUACCCUGCUCAGCAGUCUGCAAGAACUUCGACGCAGGCUGGAGCUGUCCGAGUCCGGUCUCACCAGCCAUCUCCACAUUCCACUGGGGGAAAACAGUGUGCACGAGUGCUCAGUGCACAUCCAGAAGCUGCAGACUGUGCACCAAGAUUUGGACUCCAUUCAUGAUGAGUAUCUACGACUAAGAGAAAAGAUUAUAAAGCAGCUGGAAGGGAUACCUGCAGACUCCGAGCAAGCCAAGUUCCUCCGCUCUGAACUGGAAAUCAUCAACCAAAAACUGGGAGGCCUGCAGGGUCUCUACUCAGUCUACCUUCAAAGACUGUCGGCUCUUAAGGCCUUGCACCAGAGCCUUCUCCAGGCUGAAGAUAUCAUUAAAGUCAAGGAGGCCCAGCUGACAGAGAAGGAGACCACGUCUCUGGACCUUCAAGAGGUGGAAAACUAUCGGAGCAGGCUAAAGCAAAUGAAGAGUGAGCUGGAGCAAAAAAGAGACCUGCUGACGGCUAUAGAGUCUGACCUGUCUAAAGCAGUGCACUGGAAUAGUCAAAUCCCUGAAUCCUUUCACAAGUGUGACGUGGACUUGUCCAAGUACUCAGACCUUGUGGGUCAGAUGUCUGACCGCUGGCGCCGCAUCCAAACCCAGAUUGAUAGCAGAGUGUGGGACUUGGAGAAGCAGGAGAAACAGCUGAAACAUUAUCAGCAGAGCAGCACUCUCCUGGAACAGUGGAUAGACAAUGCCAGGAAGCGCCAGGAUGCCCUUCAGAUGGUUAAGAUCAGUGACAUCCAGACUCUGAUGAACCACCUCAACCAACAGAAGGCACUUCACACUGAAAUUAAGGGAAAGAAGGAGAAAGUAGAGCAAGUGCAGAAAAACGCAGACACCUGUGCUGCCUCCAUAAAGGACUAUGAGCUGCAGCUGGCUUCCUACAGUUCAGGCCUGGAAACUCUGCUUAAUAUUCCUAUCAAGAGAACAAUGCUACAGUCCCCUGCUUCUGCAGUCAGACAAGAGGUGGCUGACCUCCAGUCCCACUACAUAGAGCUACUUACCCGCUCUAGUGACUACUACAAGUUCCUAGGGGAGCUGCUGAAGAACAUGGAAGAGCUGAAGAUCAAGAACACCAAGAUUGAGAUGCUGGAGGAGGAAAUGAGGAGUCUGAAGGAGGACAUCCAGGAUCAUAACCAGAAAAAGAAGUCACUGGAGGAUGAUUUGGCCCGCCUAAAGCUGGAGCUCACUCAAUCAAAAGACCAGCUCAUUUCCAUGGAAGAAGUGAAGAGAACCACAGUAAUGCAAGUUAACGCUACCAAGGAGAACCUGGACAGCACACACAACCAGCUUCAAGAUCUUAAUGACCAGCUGACGCGCAUUAAAUACCAGCUGGAUGAGGAAAAGAGGAAAAGGAGGUUGGCAGAGGAACGCUACACCAGCCAGCAAGAAGAGUAUGAGGCGACUGUUCGCCGCAGACAGAAAGAAUUGGAAGAACUCAACUGGACCAAGAUUGACUUGGAAAAGGCAGUGAAGGACAAGGAACGUGAACUUGAGAGGAUGAAGAUACUGCUAGAGGAGGAAGCGACACGUCGACGAAACGCUGAAUCAGAUAUCUCAAAGGUAAGAACACAGUGUACCCAGGAGAUUAAUCAACUUAAGCAGACAUACGAGACAGAGAUCCACGUUACCAAGACCACGAUCCUGAAAGCAUCACAACAGAAAGAAGAAAACACUGCAGAGCUGAGACUGCAAGUUGACAGACUCACUGCUGAGAAGAGAGAUCUAGAGGAGGAGCUGAGGAGACUGAGGCAGUCCAUUACUCACGCGGAAGAGCAGAGAAGCAGAGCAGUGCAGGAGGCUAGCCAGCAGAGGGCCUCAGUGACACAAGAGACAAGGAUCCGCAGUGAGUUGGAGAUUCAGCUGAGAACAGUCAUGCAGCAGAGAGGAGAGGAUGAGCUCAUACUAAAGGAGGCCACCAAAAACAAUCAGGAAAAGUCCAGGCAGAUCAGCAUGCUAACAUUUAACCUGGAGGAGGAGGGAAAGAAGAGGAGAGCUCUGGAAUUGGAAAUCAGUCACCUAAAGCAGGCUGAGGCAGAGCUGAAGGCAAAGAACACCUCCCAUCUGGAGGCAAUUAACAAGCUUAAAGUGUCUGAGCAGGAGAUCCACAUCACCCGAGUAGAGCUGGAGAAGUUGACCAGUGAGAAAACGAAGGCUGAGCAGGGUUCUGCCAGACUGCAGAGCCGUAUCCGGGAACUUCAGUGCUCUCUGGAUGGAAUGGAAGCUGAGUUGGAGAAGCAAAAGAAGGCAAGCCAGGAGGAGUUCACACGUAGAAAGAGAAUGGAGGCAGAGUUGGAGAGGAUGACACAUUCUUGCAGAGAGCACACCACCACAAUUAACACACUGAAAUCUAUCCAGCUAGAGACUUCCAACUCUGGAAGGAAGUAUGAGCAGGACCUCAGCGCUCUCCAGGGGGCUCUGGACAAGAGCCUGAGGGAGCAUAAAGUCACCAAGGAGGAACUGGAAGCUGUCACAGCUGAGCUAAAGACACUUAAGCAGAAGCUCCAGCAGGAACAGGCUCGAAUUCAUGAGCUCAACCAACGUAAUGAGAGCCUGUAUAAGACCAUUGAGGAGAAGAGCCGCCAGCUUAAUGAAUACACUACAGAGAUUGAAAAGCUGAAGACUCUGACGCAGAACCUGACAAAGGAGAGACUGAGGUUGGAGGAGGAGCUGAGGGCCGUUAGACAGGAGAGAGAUAACCUAAAGCUUAGCAAAAACACUAUUGAUGAAGAAAGUGCCACUCAGAUCUCAGCCUUGCAUGUCCAGCUUCAGAGUAGCACCCAGAGGACAGUGGAGCUCCAGGCUCUCAUCAAUGACCUGACCAAGGAGCGAGAAAAGCUUAAAUUGGAAACAGACAAAUUCCAAAAUCAAUUGAUUGAGACAUCCAUGAUGGUGCGUGACUCCCAAAGCAAGUACAGUGAGCUGCUGCUGGAGAAGGACAGUUUGCUAUCCAAGCUUAAACUGCUGGAGCAGGACAAGACCCGUCAUCAGCGCCUAGAAGAAGAGCUCACCCGCAUCAAGCUCACACUAGAGACUGAGUUCCGCAACAAACAGCGGCUGCAGGAUGAAAAGAAUGCCAUCCUCAAGGAUUUUAACUACAUGAAAGGCCAGUAUGAGCUGAAAGACAGCCAGAUUAGGCAGUAUGAAUCAGACAGAGACAAGGGUGAUCGAGAGAGGCUCUCCCUGAAGAAUGAGAUUGAGAGGCUCACAAGGGAGCUAAAAAGUGUUGAGGAGAGGUACAAGAGCCGUCUGUUCAGCUCUGAAAAGGAGGCAUCAGACCUGGCUCUCAAGAGAGAUGCCCUGGAGAGAGAGAUAAAGAGGCUGCAGCAGAGACCCAGCAGUCUGAGCAGGCAGACCCAGACAGAUGAGAAGGCUCCAACAAUCGAUCCGUCCAAGCUGAUAUUUGAUGGGGUGCGCCACAAAGUCACAGCCCACCAGCUUUGUGACUGUGGUAUAAUCAGUAAAGCCACUCUAGACCAGCUCCUAAAGGGAAAAAAGACAGUGGAUGAGGUAGCUGUGGACAUCCAGCUUAGUCUAAAGGGUACCGGCAUCAUUGCUGGCAUGACAGGUUCUCAAGGUAAAAUGCCAUUCACUGAAGCCAAAAACAAGAACCUCCUCAGCGCAGAGAGUGCCCUCAUGCUCCUGGAAGCUCAAGCAGCAACAGGCUACAUAGUGGACCCCGCAUUUAAUGAGAAGAUGCCUGUGGAUACUGCCUGUUCAAGAGGGAUUGUAGACACAGAAGACAGAGACACCUUGGUGACAGCUGAAGCAGCUAGUACAGGCUUCAAAGAUCCAUACACUGGGAAAGUAUUAUCUGUUGGCCAGGCUUGCAAACAGGGCCACGUAGACAAAGACAAAGCCAUCCGCUUGCUCCAGGCUCAGGAGUCUGUUGGAGGCAUAUUGGAUCCUGUUCUGAGUGUGUUCCUUCCAAAAGAUCUGGCUUUGGAUCGCAAUCUUAUUGAUGAGGAGCUCUACAGGGCUUUGAACAAAAAACCCACCUGCUACCUGGAUCCAGCGACAGGAGAGAAGAUAAGCUAUAAUGACCUUAGGAAGAAGUGUGCAGUGGACCCUGUUGCUGGCUUGCUUCUGCUCCGUGGUCCAGAAAAGCCUAUGACAGUGAAAGGUCUCCGUGGUGAAGUCCCUGUUACAGAGCUCAUCCAUUCUGGACUGUUGGAUGAAAAAGAUGUGUUGAAGCUCAACCAGGGCAUGCUUACCACCAGAGAAAUUGAAGACAAGCUAAAGUCCUAUCUCUAUGGCACUACCUGCAUUGCAGGGAUCUAUGAUGAGGCAAAUGAUCGAAUACUGCCUAUCUAUCAGGCAAUGAAGGAGGGUCUGCUCAUGAGAGGAACCACCCUGGAGCUUCUUGAGGCCCAAGCUGCUUCUGGCUUCAUUGUUGAUCCAGUCAACAAUGUCCUCUUGACAGUAGAAGAGGCCACAAAGAGAGGCCUGAUAGGAAAGGAGUUUAAGAAUAAGCUGUUGUCUGCAGAGAAGGCAGUAACUGGAUACAAAGACCCAUCCACAGGAAAAAUAAUUUCCCUCUUCCAGGCAAUUGAAAAAGAUCUUAUUGAAAAAGGUCAUGGAAUCCGUCUUCUGGAGGCCCAAAUUGCCAGCGGUGGGAUUAUUGACCCCAAAGAGAGCCAUCGUAUUGAUGUCACUGUUGCCUAUAAAAGGGGAUAUUUUGAUGAGGCGAUGAAUGAGAUACUAACUUAUGAAGGAGAUGACACAAAAGGGUUCUUUGACCCUAAUACUAAGGAGAACCUGACAUAUCUUCAGCUGAAGGACAGGUGCAUCACGGAUGGCAAAACAGGCCUAAUACUCCUGCCACUCAAUGACACGAAGAAGCCCCAGAAGUCAGGUGAGAGCCGUACCAAUGUCCUUCGCAAGAGGCGGGUUGUGAUUGUUGACCCAGACACUGGGCUUGAGAUGUCAGUGAGAGAGGCCUAUCACCGGGAGCUAAUUGACUAUGACACUUUCCUGGGCUUGUCGGAGCAGGAGUGCGAAUGGGAGGAAAUAACUAUCAAGGGGUCUGACGGCUCUGCACGUUUGGUGAUAGUGGAUAGGAAAACAGGAACCCAGUAUGACAUCAAGGACUGCCUGGAACGUGGUAUUAUUGAGCAGAAGUCUUUGGAUAAGUAUCGUGCUGGAGCGCUAACCUUGACCCAGUUUGCUGACCAAAUUACCAGCAGAACCAGCAGCACUGAAAUGACCAUUGCAGCCAGCAAUGUUGAUGACAUGGUCACCUGCAGCAGUCCCAUCCAGGCACCAUCUUCUCCUACUGUCCGUAAACGCUUCAGCAGUAUUUCUAUUACUGUUUCUCCCCCUGAGAUGUUUGAUGACCAGAGCCCUGUGGCGGCUAUAUUCGACACAGAGACCUUGGAGAAAAUAACUAUUCCUGAAGGGGUCCGAAGAGGCAUAGUUGACACUCUUACAGCUCAGAGGCUACUGGAGGCCCAGGCAUGCACAGGCGGUAUUAUCAACCCUGCCACUGGUGAGAGACUGUUGCUGCAGGAUGCUGUCCAUCAGAGUAUCAUUGAUGAAAGCAUGGCCAGUAAGCUGAAACCUGCCCAGAAAGCCUAUGUUGGUUUUGAGGAUGUGAAGACUAAAAGAAAGAUGUCUGCAGCAGAGGCAGUGAAGGAGACAUGGUUGCCUUAUGAAGCUGGCCAUAGAUUUUUGGAGUUUCAGUACCUGACAGGAGGCCUGAUAGAGCCUGGCACUGGACGUCGCAUCACCAUUGAAGAGGCUAUCCGCAAAGGUUGGGUAGAUGGUAAAGGGGCCCAGAAGCUUCAGGAUACACGGAACUACCAGAAGAAUCUGAACUGUCCCAAGACAAAACUAAAGAUCUCCUACAAGGAAGCCAUGGACAGCUGCAUGGUGGAAGAAACCAAUGGUAUGAAGAUGCUGCAGGCCUCCUCAAUAUCCUCCAAAGGAAUCAGCAGCCCUUACAAUGUCUCUAACCCAGGGUCUCGCUCUGGGUCCAGGGCUGGUUCCCUUGCCGGCUCCAGGAAUGGAUCUCGUAGAGGCAGUGUGGAUUGCUCCUCUACUUACAGCUAUAGCUUCUCCACCAGCAGUACCACCUAUAACGCCAACAGUCACUCUUAAUACACAGCAUAGAAAAAUAAUGAAGCUAGACUAGUUAUUACCAGCAGUUCCUAUGCAGGUUGCUUUUCUAAAUGUUUAUGCUACCAAUGACAUUUUGGGAGGUUUGCUUAAAUAUGGAAUCUGAUUUGGAAUUUAUUUAAGCAUUUUGAUUGUUUGCAGUUUUUGGUGAUUUGGUGUUUCAAUAUUAAACUUAAUGCAGAGUAGGCUAUAAGGGGAGACACCACAGGCGAAAAGAUUGUUUUUUCAUGUAUUGGUCAAUUUUGAGAUUUUAGGCUAAUUUGCUUCCAUAACAUGUCUUCUUUCAGACUAGUGGAAAGAAAAUGCCCAAAAUACACAUUUAGGUGUUUAUUUUACUACACUUUGUCUAUUUUUGUCUGUAGAUUUCUCCUAAAUUCACUAAAAGUUAGCAUUAGAUAAUGCCUAAUUUGCAUAUUUAAACAUCACAUUUCUGAAAACUUGUAAUACAAAAAAUAAUUGCCUUAAUGAAAGUAAUCAGCUGGAGAAGUUUCAUGGUGAUAUCUAUUAGUUAAGAUUUUUACCCUAUUCACCUGGGGUGUCUCCUCUCAAUGCUAUCAUUCUAACUCAUAAAUGUUGAAUGAAUAUAUUUGUCAUAGCUCAUUUUAAUGAGGCUUUUUUAGAAUUUAACAAUUUGUUAUUUUAAAAUAUGCUUGUUUACCUCAGCUUUAGCGUGCAGUCACAAUUUAAUUUGCUAUUUUUUAUUCUUAGGUUUUUGCAGCUUGACUUGUAUAUGUUUUAUUUUACACAAUUGCAAAUGCUGAGGUUUAGCUUAAAAUACUGUAAUCAUCAGCUAUGCAAAUUCCUAUCCACUACAAUGUUAUUCUCAAGUGAUAAAAAAAAAAGUUGUCAUAACAAUUUUGAUUCAUUAAUUCAGUCAUUCAUUCAUUCUUUCGCUUACUUGCUUGAUAUCUGUAUUGUGCAUUAAAAGCUGAAACUGUUCACUAUA